GAGAAGGCUAAGAACAUCGGGCGGACGCACGCAAACAGAGGAAACCAGACGAGACGUUGGUUCGAGCGACGAUGCUUGCACCGGGCAUGUUCGUUGACGAUGGUUUGCUGGUCGUUUCGAAAAUACACGCGGAAUGAUUCACCUCUCACGCAUGUCUGUCGUCUAUCGGUGUGUCUAGCGCAUUAUAAUGCGGGCUGAACGAGCGGAUAGUGCGCGCGUUGGAACAAUGGCCACUUAAGCUAACUGGCUGAUUAAAUGCUCACCUCAGUCACCGCGGAUGCACGAUUAAAUAUGGUGCGCACCAUGGACGCCGUGCUCGUUUUGCUCGAUCAGCCACGACAGGGAAACGUUUCUCGUCCACUCUGCAGUGUCUCCGUCGAAAUAUCGAUGGAUGGUCACUUAAUUAAAAAGCGUAACUGAGUUUGUAGAAGCAAUCGUUGUUUUGUGAUUCGACGUGUUUCCUGAUGAUUAUGAGUUACAGAGUGUGACACGUUUCGAUGUAUGUGAUGUUGUAUCUCCGAAUGGACGAGUUAACGUUCGAGAGUGGGCGAAAGGAGACUGUAACGUAGAGUUGGUUUAUUCUUAAAAAUGGUUCGCAUAGGCCACUGCGGGAGUUGCGAUGCCAACGUAUCACAAUGCGGGUGGCGGAUACCCGAAUGUGUCAGCGCCAGCGCGGCAAGCGAAGCUCGAUGGCAAUCAAAAUCACCAUACGAUCCCCUCAAACGUAACAUCCCAUCCCCUUAUACAAAAUAGCACGCAACACAACGUUCCUUCCAACUUGUCUACAAGUAACAUUCCGUCCCAUCCAGUAUCACCGACGAUGACUACGCAUUCGAACGUCACCUCUGCUAAUAUAACCAGUCACAUGAACACCGGCUCACCACCGGUAAUCCUCACCUCGAACGUCACCAAUCCUAGCAAUCCUGCUGCGUUAUCGGCGAAUCCGAGGCACGAGGUCAAACUCAACGCUAUGCCAUGGUUCCACGGGAAGAUAUCGAGGGAAACUGCCGAACGAUUGUUGCGGCCGCGCGAGGACGGCCUGUUCCUAGUCCGGGAGUCGACGAAUUUCCCCGGCGACUAUACGCUGUGCGUGUGCUACGAGGGCCGUGUCCAACAUUACAGAGUGCAAUACACGAACAAACAAUUAACUAUCGACGAGGAAGAAUUUUUUGAAAAUCUGGCCUUGCUGGUCGAGCAUUACGAGCAGGAUGCCGAUGGAUUGUGCACGCAGCUCACCAAAUCUCUGCCUAAACAGGGCAAACAGGACUUCUGCGUGGAUCUAAAGGCGUUCAUCGAUGCUGGUUGGGUUAUACAGACCCACGAACUUGAAUUGAGGGAGUGUAUCGGCAAAGGAGAGUUCGGUGACGUGUUGCUGGGCGUUUAUCGGGGCGAAAGGGUCGCCGUGAAAAUGCUGAAAGACAACAGCGAGGCGGCGCAGAGGUUUCUGGCCGAGGCGAGUCUCAUGACUUCGCUGAUCCAUGACAAUCUGGUCAAACUGCUCGGCCUUGUUUUCAAUAAUCAACACAUGUACCUGGUUACGGAAUAUAUGAGUAAAGGAUCCCUGGUGGAUUACCUGAGAUCAAGAGGGAGACUGCACGUUUCCAAGAAGGACCAGAUCAACUUCGCGUACGACACGUGCGCAGGCAUGGCGUAUUUAGAAUCCAGACACGUAGUGCACAGAGAUCUGGCCGCGAGAAACGUUCUUGUCGCGGAGGAUAACUCUGCGAAAGUGUCGGAUUUCGGUUUGGCACGGGACGAAAAUUUUUCUCUCGAAGGAGGGAAGCUGCCCAUCAAAUGGACUGCACCAGAGGCUUUAAAGCAAAAUAAGUUUUCAAAUAAGUCUGAUAUGUGGAGUUUUGGAAUACUCUUGUGGGAGAUCUAUUCCUUUGGACGUGUACCAUAUCCACGAAUUCCACUAGCUGACGUUGUGAAGUGUGUGGAAAAGGGAUAUAAAAUGGAGCCACCUGAUGGUUGUCCUCACGAAGUUUACGAUAUCAUGAGACAAGCAUGGGACUUACAACCUGAAAACCGACCUACUUUUUACGAUAUAAAAUUAGUGCUGGGUCAACUGAAAGCUGAGUACACCAAAGGUGUGAAUUAAAGAAAAGAAAAAAGAAAAAGAAGAAAUGCUACUUAUUAUUCAUAGAUUAAAGUAGAAAAGACAUAAAAGAAGGAAUUAGAAUUUUCGAGAUUUUUUUUUAAGUCAGGGUCAAAGGUAGUGGCUCUAAAUACUUUUGCUACAAAAAGCAAUUUUCUAUUGUACAUUUUUUAUUGUACAAAAGUAGAAUCUGCGUUGCUUGUAUUUAUUGUUACGUUAUUAUUAUCGCUAUUAUUAUUAUUUUUAUUUUUAAAGAUUUUUUUUGAUUUUCAUAUUCUUUUACAAAAAUACUUUCCAUAUAAAUUAAUAUAUAUCAAUCGUGCCUUUGGCCAAGUUGUAAUUCUUGAACGAAAGAAGUUCAACUUGUACAUCCGAAAUUCAGGUAACACUUGAAAGGAUAUUUACAAUACAAUUCUUUUCCUUUUUUAA
Molecule: messenger RNA, 2527 nt
Organism: Bombus huntii
Lineage: Eukaryota; Metazoa; Arthropoda; Insecta; Hymenoptera; Apidae
Gene: Csk
Product: tyrosine-protein kinase CSK
Exons: 7
Coding region: 620-2101 (493 amino acids)
Biological process (GO): protein phosphorylation
Molecular function (GO): ATP binding; protein tyrosine kinase activity
Source: RefSeq, a predicted model, not a curated record